AUGCCCUCGUCUGACCAACUCGAACGAUCGCAACGAUCGCAUUCUACAGCCGCACUAGCGACGUCCUUUUCACCUCUAUCGUCCGAGUCGGCGACUGUGGACGUGGCGCUGGCAGAGGUUGGGGCCCAGCCUGCUCAACAUCAUUCGGUCUCGGCCUCCCCGGAGGACGAGUCAUCGCUACCUUCUCUAACCGUCGCCGCAACUGGUCCACGACCACCCGGAUCGUUGGCUCAACAGGGUCGUUCCAAAUCAAUGAAGACUUUCACCCCAUCAUCACGUACACACUACUCGAGUCGUGGCUUUGAAGCGGAUCCGUUCGAGCAUGCCGGUGAACACGUCGUCACAACGACGACAAUGACGAUUGACUCGAGCGAGACGUCGAUGUAUCGAUCCCUAUCGUCCUUUUCGAGUGGGGCUUUGGCGGCUCAUGAGCAGGGGAAUUGGUUGGAAAGGUUGGGGAAGAGGGCGACGACGUUUGGGAGGUGGACGACGGAGCAUGAUCAUACGCUCGGCGAAGCGGGUUCGCGCGAGAUGGGGGCCCCACACGACGGAGAAGGCACGAGGAGGUCUCCUCUUCAACGUCGUCUUGGGAACGACGAGGACGGUGAUGACAGUCCGGACGAGGGAGAUGGUCGACAAGGAUUGCACAUCUCUACCAGUGCUGCCAACAGGUAUAGACCCUGGGGACCGACGAGGAACAAAUCUUCCCUCUCGGUCUUUCACGACCCUUUUGAAAACUGCGAGGACCAUACCCUCGAUUUCGACUACACUUCUUCUCGACCGACCAGUCCCAUCCUUUCAAAACCUCGAUCUCGUCCUUCUUCGACCCCAACCUCUCCAAGCACUCGAAUGAGUCGACUCGAACCCCUUCCUCAUCUUUCGAAAGCGAUGACUCGAGCCCAAGCCGAACACGAAGCCGAACUUCUCGGCAUCGAUCUCGAUGACCCCAACGUUCUCGCCCAUCAAGUCUUGUCAGCGCAAGAUCAACUGGGCGUCUUUUCUCUCGUCGAAUCCGUGCUCGAAUGGCCUUGGUCAUCUUCUUUCGAUCCUAAACGAGCAACGCAGCACAAGAAUCGUUCGAAGGAUUCGUCCUCGUUCGUCGAUCCUAGAACUUCCGAACCAUCGACACCGCCGACCACAAGAUCUUUACCCAUUUCGAGGGUAACGUCCCAUCAUUCACUUUCCCAUCUCUUCGACGAUCACCCCUCGCACCAACAAAACUUCCCACCCUCCUUCACCUCCACCUCAACUGCGAACGCCUUUAAAGUAGGUAAUCUCAAUUCGACCCGUAUGACACCCUUGGGGAAUUCGGACCUAUCCCACCUCGAACCCAUCGACGUACUCAACGAAGGUGCGUGGUCCGAAACGGGCGAGUUGACGGCGUAUUAUCGUGCCAAAUCGAGUGGGAACUUGGAAGGGUUGAGGUGGGAAUUGGAGGAUCCUAGAUUGGAGAGGUAUGAGGUUGGCAAACGAUUGGAGAAGAAGGUUUCUGGUGCGGGUGCCAGGUUGGGUGGACCCGUCGAUGCUGAGGCGGAGGCGGGGAAUCGGAAGGGGGGGAUGGGUGGGGAGAGUGAGGGUGAGGGUGAGCGGACUCGGACGGGAAUUAGAGAGGGGUUAGGGGUUUUGUUGGAUACGAUCGGGUUGGGGUCGUUCGUUUAG
This is a messenger RNA of Microbotryum saponariae, 1659 nucleotides long. NCBI's taxonomy places the organism in Eukaryota, Fungi, Basidiomycota, Microbotryomycetes, Microbotryales, Microbotryaceae. The record is from the annotation of a GenBank genome assembly.